CAAGUGGAGACUUAACGCACUCAUCUACCCAAACCUUAACCCAAUAUCUUACUUUGCGUUCCUCUCUUUGGACUUUGAUUCCUUUCGGUCGCUCUCUCUUCAUUAAACGCCAUUGAUUUCUCUACGUAUCUUCGAUUCGUCCCCACCGAAAUUCUCUACGCCACAGUCUAUGUCAAUGAUGUCUGAAGCCACUCAGGUUCACACGAACUUUAGUCAACUUUAGCUAUAUGCUCUAUCCAUCUCUCCCUAUCUAUAUAAACCGUCACCCCUUACUGUUCUUCAUCAAGAAAGACGGCAAAGAUGGCCAAGAUCACAACCCUUUUCUUGACGUCUCUCCUCGUCCUCUGCACGAUCUCAUCCUGCUUUGCUCGCCACGAGCCAGUGUUUCUCGAUGUUACUCCAAUCGAGACUGACUGUGCGGGUGUCGAAACGAAGCAUGAUGAUGACUUGUUGGAUGAGAGCUGCAAAGGAGUUCGGGAAGAAGAAUGCUUGGUGAGGAGGACUCUGGCUGCUCACAUCGACUAUAUCUACACCCAAAAGCAUAAUCCUUGAACAUAAUUUCCUCUGUUUGGGAUGUGAAAGAAAUGAGAGGAUUGAACUGUUUAGUGGGCCUCUACGAACUUUCUAGUGAGUUAUGAAACAUAUACCAUGUUGGGAAUGUGAAAUUUGCUCAUCACUGAGAGUGGAUUCCGAGCGAGUCUGCUUCCGAGAGUUUGUUUCCUAGUUUCAAACUUAUGUAUCAUUUGCCCUACCAAUCUCUUUUUGAGAUUAUUUUAUUGAAUGCCCUUGCAAUCAUGUUUCUUCU
Molecule: messenger RNA, 805 nt
Organism: Syzygium oleosum
Lineage: Eukaryota; Viridiplantae; Streptophyta; Magnoliopsida; Myrtales; Myrtaceae
Product: phytosulfokines 3-like
Exons: 2
Coding region: 301-552 (83 amino acids)
Biological process (GO): cell population proliferation
Cellular component (GO): extracellular region
Molecular function (GO): growth factor activity
Source: RefSeq, a predicted model, not a curated record